This is a messenger RNA of Gossypium arboreum, 3243 nucleotides long. RefSeq lists its product as uncharacterized. Bases 1 to 3243 code for a protein of 1080 amino acids. The transcript has a single exon. The record is from RefSeq and is a predicted model, not a curated record. Lineage: Eukaryota; Viridiplantae; Streptophyta; Magnoliopsida; Malvales; Malvaceae.
AUGGGUCCUUUUACAUCUUUUGUUAUGGUUAUUAUUUUGUGUGUUCAUUUAAUGAAUGGUCUUGUAAUUGCUGAUGAUCAUAAUGUUAAUGAAAAUGACAAUCAUUUGUAUGUUUCCGAGGAAACGCUAAAAGCUAAAGGAAAUAGGAGGUCUCUAACACUUUUACCUUUAAUAAUUGGUGCACAUGCAUUACAUCGACGUGCGAGGGCUGCUGGUAAAACUUGGCAUAGUGGUGAAGGAGCAAACGCAGGAGUAGGAGGCGGAUUUCAAAAUAGUGGAAACAUUGCUGGCACAGGAGGAGGAGGAGGGGGAGGAGGAGGUAGUGGUGGUGGUGAUGCAGGUGGCGGUGGCGGUGGCAGUGGCGGUGGCAGUGGCGGUGGUAUAGCUGCUGGGGGUGGUUUUGGUUUUGGGUUUAGAGGCGGAAUAAGAGCAGGAUUUGGUGGAAACAGGGUUGGAAGUGGUAGCACUAAUGUUGGUGGAGGGGCAGGAGGCCAAGUCGAAGGUGUUGGUAAUGGUGCAACUAGUACAAGUGGUAGUCUUAGCAGAACAAAGAGUAAUGAUGGCAAAGCUAGUGAUACUAAUAAGAGUGAGGCUAAAGCUGGUUUUGAAGGUAAAGUAGGAGCAAACGCAAGAGUGGGAGGUGGAUUUCAGAGUAGUGGAAACAUUACUGGCGCAGGAGGAGGAGGUGGUGGUGGUAUGGAUGCUGAAGGUAAAGUUGGAGGACAAAAAGAGGUUGGUGGAAAUAGUGGUAGAAGUGGUAGCACUGGUGUUUCUGGUAAGGUAGGAGGGCAAGGUGGAGGAGUUGGUAGUGGUAGUAUUGAUGUAAGUGGUACUCAUAGCGAUGAAAAAGAUAAUGAUGGAAAAAUUAGUGCUACUAGUAAGGGUGAAGCUAAAGAUGGGUCUGGAGGUAAAAUAGGAGGACAAGGAGGUGGUGGUGGUGGUGGUAUAGCUGGUGGGGGUGGUUUUAAGUUUGGGUUUAGAGGCGGAAUGCGAACAGGAUUUAGUGGAAAUGGUGGUGGAAGUGGUGGCACUAAUGUUGGUAAAGGGGCUGCAAGCCAUGCUGAAGGUGUUGGUAGUGGUGCAACUAGUACAAGUGGUAGUCUUAGCGGAGCAAAGAGUAGUGAUGAAAAAGCUAGUGAUACUCGUAAGAAUGAGGCUAAAGUUGGUUUUGAAGGUAAAGUAGGAGGACAAGGUGAGGUUAGUGGAAAUAAUGGUAGAAGUGGUAGCACUAGUGUUGCUGGCAAGGUAGGAGGGCAAGGUGGAGCUAUUGGCAGUGGUAGUACUGAUGCAAGUGGUACUCAUAGCGAUGAAAAGGAUAAUGAUGGAAAAAUUAGUGCUACUAGUAAGGAUGAAGCUAAAGAUAGGUUUAAAAGUAAAGUAGAAGGGCAAGGAGGUGGUGGGGGUGGUUUUAAGUUUGGGUUUAAAGGCGGAAUAAGAGCAGGCUUUGGUGGAAAUAGUGGUGGAAGCGGUGGCACUAAUGUUGGUGGAGAGGCUGGAGAUCAAGCCGAAAGUGUUAGUAAUGGUGCAACUAGUACAAGCAGUGAUCUUAACGGAUCAAAGAGUAGUGAUAACAAAUCUAGUGACACUAGUAAGAGUGAGGGUAAAACAGGUUUUGAAGGUAAAAUAAGAGGACAAAGAGAGGUUGGUGGAAACAGUGGUGGAAGUGGUAGCACUAGUGUUGUUGGUAACGUAGGAGGGCAAGGUGGAGGUGUUGGCAGUGGUAGUUCUGAUGCAAGUGGUAUUCAUAGCAAUGAAAAAGGUAGUGAUGAAAAAGCUAGUUUCACUAGUAAGGGUGAAGCUAAAAACGGGUUUGAAGGUAAAAUAGGAGGACAAGAAGGUGCAGGCAGUGGUGGUGAAAGUGGUAGCACUAGUGUUACUAGUGGAGGUGUUGGAAGUGGUACUAUCGGUGCAAAUGGAAAAUUUAGUCAUAGUGGAAAAUUUAGUGCUUCUCAUAAUAGUGAAACUAAAUCAUCUCAUAAAAGUGAAACUAAAUCAUAUCAUAAGAGUGAACACAAAGAUACUUUUGAAGGAAAUUUUGGAGGAAAAGGAAAUGUCGAUGGAAAUAAUGGUGGAAGUGGUAGGUCUAGUGCUUUUGCUGGGGUAGAAGGAAAAGGUAUAGGGGAUGCUAGUGUUAAUGCAUAUGUAAAUAGUGCUCAUAGUAGCACAAAAAAUAGCGAUGGGAAAGCUAGUGCUAAUAGUAAAGAUAAAGUUAAAGCUAAAGUUGAAGCUAAUGCUGAAGCUAAUGCUAAAGCUAAUGCUAAAGCUAAUGCUGAAGCUAGAGUUAAAGCCGAAACUAAUGUUAAAGCUAAUGCUGAAGCUAAAGCUAAAGCCGAAGCUAAUGCUAAAGCUAAUACUGAAGCUAAAGCUAAAGCCGAAGCUAAUGCUAAAGCUAUGGCUGAAGCUAAAGCUAUGGCUGAAGCCGGAGCUAAAGCUGAAGCUAAAGCUAAGGCUGAAGCCGAAGUUAAAGCUAAAGCAGAAGUCGAAGCUAAAGCUGAGGCUGAAUCCGAAGCUAAAGCAGAAGCUAAAGCUAAAGCUGAGGCUGAAGCCGAAGCUAAAGAUGAAGCUGAAGCUAAAGCUAAAGCUGAAGCCGAAGCUAAAGCUGAAGCCGUAGCUAAAGCUAAAGCUAAAGUCGAAGGAAAAAAUAAAAGUGAAGCUAAAGUUGGAAUAGAAGGACAUGGAAAGGCAAGUGGAAAUAAUGGUGAAAACGGUAGCAAUAAUGUUAAUGGCAAAGUUAGUGCUUCUAGUAAGGCUGAAGCCAAAGCUGAAGUUAAUGCUCAAGCUAAAGGUAAAAUAGAAGGACAAGGAAACGCUAGUGGAGAUGGUGGUGGAAGUGGUAGUAAUAAUGUUGACGGUGGGACUGAAGGACAUGGCAGAGGUGGUGGUGGUGGUCACAUGCAUUUUGGUGGUGGUGGUGGUGGCCACAUGCAUUUUGGCGGCGGCGGUGGUGGUCACAUGCAUUUUGCUGGUGGUGGUGGUGGAAGUGGUAGCAGUAGUGUUGAUGGUGGGGCUAAAGGGCAUGGUGUAGGUGGUGGUGGUGGUGGUAGUCACAUGCAGUUUGGUGGUGGUGGUGGUGGUCAUAUGCAUUUUGGUGGUGGUGGCGGUGGAAGUGGUAGCAGUAAUGUUGAUGGUGGGGCUAAAGGGCAUGGUGGAGGUGGUGGUCAAAUGCAUUUUGCUGGUGGUGGCGGUUUUAAAUUUGGUUUUGGAGGAAAAGUAGGAGGAGGAGGGUUUGGUGGAGGCCACUAA